This is a messenger RNA of Puccinia triticina, 1095 nucleotides long. RefSeq lists its product as uncharacterized. Bases 1 to 1095 code for a protein of 364 amino acids. The record is from RefSeq and is a predicted model, not a curated record. NCBI's taxonomy places the organism in Eukaryota, Fungi, Basidiomycota, Pucciniomycetes, Pucciniales, Pucciniaceae. The transcript has 5 exons.
AUGGAACACGUUUAUGAGACUCGCCGGAGAACUACUUACCGGUCCAAAAUCUCAACGCAAGUGCAAGCUGAGGGCUAUCCGAGCUCACUGAACUGCCGUGUCACCCACCACGUCUGGAUUCCCAGAGGAGAAAGACUACAGUCGCGCCGGAUAAUGGCUCCUUUGGACGGAGAAGUCAAGUUGAAUCUGUUCUUCAAGCUUGGUAGAAAGGGUCUAAAGCCAGAAACCUUCAUCAACAGCAGUCUAUUCGCUGAGGUCAUCAACUCUUUGAAUACGCUUGGUACCGAUGAGACAAUCUCUAUACAGGGAAUCGGAGAGACCGAGGUAGUAUCGGACAUCUCAAGAGCCUAUGCUUGCGUUCCGUUGAAAUUGGUGCCUCUAGAAGAACCUCUGGAAAAGUCCCUGGCUCGUCGACCGAUAGCAAGACUAUCAUCAAUUGACUUGGAAUUUCAAUAUACCCCAGCUAGAAAGGAAUCUACUAUGGACGCUCCGACAAGACCUUUUACGGCCACCGACUUCGACUCGCUCAUUCAUGUGCAACCUUUGGUGCUUCCGUUAAAAUCGUCAUUGCAAAACUUUAUGAAGCGCUUUGUAAACCGCAACCUACGGCAUGAACUCCCUUUAGUUUUCAACUCCCAAUGGCAAAGAAAAUUACAAGACGGAAUACUAGAAGAAAGGAAAUUUGCACGUAUCCUAACGCGGUUUUCCAGACAAUUUAUCUCUGACGACGUUAGGGUUGAGAUUAGUAAUUUGUGCAAAGACGAGGAUGAAACUAAAAAGGCAAACGUGAUACUUGAAGAAGAAUGCCCGGAAGACAGAAUAGCGCGCAGGUUAUCCGAUCUCCAGAUAGACGUGAGCAAGCUCCCGAACACGACGGUUCCCCGCCCAGGUGGAUGUAGAAAGCGCUCCUCCGGCUCUAGUCUCGAUUUGGAAGCGGCCCCUUCAGAUCAAGUGGCGGCUAGUGAUCACGAGGAUAUGUGGGUAGAUGAGGAGGAAGAGGAGCAAAGUCACAUGGCGGACGAAGAAAGUAAUUCGGAUGUCUCUAUAUUCAAAGCCGCAGGGCUUAACAGCGAUUCAAGAAUGGACUUGUCCUGA